Messenger RNA from Talaromyces atroroseus, 642 nucleotides. RefSeq lists its product as hypothetical. Lineage: Eukaryota; Fungi; Ascomycota; Eurotiomycetes; Eurotiales; Trichocomaceae. The transcript is spliced from 3 exons. The coding region runs from base 1 to 642 and encodes 213 amino acids. Gene Ontology annotation, molecular function: tubulin binding. Gene Ontology annotation, biological process: tubulin complex assembly; microtubule-based process; protein folding. The record is from RefSeq and is a predicted model, not a curated record. Gene Ontology annotation, cellular component: cytoplasm; prefoldin complex.
AUGGCGGCUGUCACGAAAGUGGGCGAGGGAUCAACAAACCCUCGCGGCAUCCCCGUCGCCCCCUUCGUCGACAAUGUCAGCGACUACGUCGCCAGCCGGGCAGACGUCGAAGGCACACUGCGCUCCUUCCAAGAAAUGAUAUCCAAAUACCAAUUCAUGGAAGUGAACACGCAGCGACGCAGCGUGGGUCUUCGAGAGAAAAUCCCCGAUAUCAAAAAGACGCUUGAUAUGGUGAAAUUCUUGAAAUUGAGGCGUGAUCAUGUCAACAAUAGCGAUAAUAACGAAGACGGAGAUGACGAAGACAAUAAGGAUGUCAUACAGACGCAUUUCGAGUUGAAUGAUACACUCUACGCGCGGGCUAAAAUCUCCGUGCAGGAUACGGAGGAGGUGUAUCUCUGGCUGGGUGCGAAUGUUAUGCUAGCAUACCCUAUUGACGAAGCGGAGACAAUGCUGGUGGACAAAUUACAGGCGGCGGAAUUGAGUCUGGCGAAUUGUGAGGAGGAUUUGGAAUUUUUGAGAGAGCAGAUUACCACACUCGAAGUUGCAACGGCCCGCGUGUACAAUUGGGAUGUUGUGCAGAGACGAAAGGAGAAGGCAGAAGGGAAGGGAGACGAUGAAGAAAAGGGGGAGCCAGAUGGUUAA